This is a messenger RNA of Cetraspora pellucida, 831 nucleotides long. The record is from the annotation of a GenBank genome assembly. Lineage: Eukaryota; Fungi; Glomeromycota; Glomeromycetes; Diversisporales; Gigasporaceae.
AUGUCGUCCUCUGACUAUGCUAAAUUUAUUGUUUUCAUUUCAUGGGCCUGUAGUUCAUGGACUAAAGCUUAUUUGGUGCUUUAUAAUGCGCGUGGAGGCGCUCCAUUAAUUUUUCGCAAGAGGCUUGCUGAAGAUGAAAAAAAAAUAAUGGCAUGCUGGUAUAUGCUGUCAUUGUUUUCUCCGCGUAAUACACCUCUUCCACCUCUUAUAUCAUUAAUUCCGAAAUUAUUUUGGAUUUAUUUUCCUACAUUAUUCAUCGAAGAAUUGAUGCAUUUUUUCCUUCUGAGGCAUUUUGUUCAUAUACGUAAUUCUACAUGUUACACCAUUCGAGGACGUCCCGCCCCAGAAGAUACGAAAGAUGAAGAUUGUUGUGUAUGUUAUGGUGUUGGCGUGGGGGUUCUAGAAAAUUAUUGUAAUGUUCCUCAUCACGUAGCUCAUCGACCCUGUAUGUUUCGGUGGUACACUACAGGAUUGGCGGGAAUAUCACGGACUCUUCCAGGUCAAAAUCUAAAUUCAAGGCUGACACAAAUCAAAUUAUUAAGGCCAAUGCCGACAUGUCCAAGUUGUCGUGGAAAGUUAGAAGUUGAUCUUCGGCAAAAAGAUAUACUAGAAAAGGAAGAAGUUAUAGGAAGAGGGAACAAUACCAAUAAAUGGCUGGUCAAACUUAGGUCUUUAGUAAAAGAAUGGCGUAAUAUAAUGAAUUUGCGAUGUAUAAUGGUGAGGAGUGGGAUUACAGUUACAUAUAUUUUGGUAGCUUUGAUGAUUUUAAAAUGGAGGGAGAGUGUCAUUCGAAGAAAAAAAUCACGAGAAGUUGUUAUACCUCAUCUAUAA